Molecule: messenger RNA, 2286 nt
Organism: Branchiostoma floridae (Florida lancelet)
Lineage: Eukaryota; Metazoa; Chordata; Leptocardii; Amphioxiformes; Branchiostomatidae
Product: sodium/glucose cotransporter 4-like
Exons: 15
Coding region: 85-2094 (669 amino acids)
Biological process (GO): transmembrane transport; sodium ion transport
Cellular component (GO): plasma membrane
Molecular function (GO): D-glucose:sodium symporter activity
Source: RefSeq, a predicted model, not a curated record
UCGAAGUGAAUGUCUUUGGCAGUUUAUUUGUUUGUUUGGUAAAUCCAUUUAGUCAAUCAGAGGUGUUAACGUAUCAGCAUAGAGAUGGACAGAACUACUGGCGUGAUGACCACGGUAUGGUCAAGGUACAACAGCACACAGGCGCUACUGGGCGAGACCGCCGAGAUCCACUGGGCUGACAUUGUGGUUAUAGCGGUCUACUUCGCGAUCAUUUUAGGAAUAGGACUAUGGUCAACACGACGAGCCAACCGUGGCAGUGCAAAAGGAUACUUUCUUGCAGGAAGAGGAAUGUCGUGGUGGCCGGUUGGUGCUUCUCUGUUCGCCAGUAACAUCGGAAGUGUACACUUUGUGGGUCUGGCUGGCACGGCGUCAGCCUCAGGCAUUGCUGUGGUGGCGUAUGAGUGGAACGCUAUAUUCAUAUUGGUGAUGUUGGGAUGGAUAUUUGUACCCGUCUACAUAUCCGCUGGGGUAUUCACGAUGCCAGAGUACCUGAGGAAGCGGUUUGGUGGACAGAGGAUCACCGUGUACCUGUCCGUGGUCUCUCUCCUUCUCUACGUCUUCACCAAGAUAUCGGCGGACAUUUUUGCCGGUGCUGUGUUCAUCCAACAGUCUCUGAAGUGGGACCUGUACCUGGCAGUGGUGCUGCUACUGGCCAUCACAGCUGUCUACACUGUAUUAGGCGGCCUUUCCGCAGUAAUCUGGACUGACACAGCACAAACUGUCAUCAUGAUAGCUGGAGCUUUUGUCUUAACGGGACUCAGCUUGUCACAGAUAGGGGGUUAUGAGGAGAUGAAGAGACGGUACGCCCUGUCUGUUCCCGCCGUGAGAAACAACAACACGACAUGCGGCAUACCCCCUGAUGAUUCUCUCCACAUGUUUAGGGAUCCCCUGAAGUCGGACCUACCCUGGCCUGGUAUAACAUUCGGUCUGACUAUUCUGGCUACCUGGUACUGGUGUACAGAUCAGGUGAUCGUCCAGCGGUGUCUUGCCGCCAAGACAAUCGAACAUUCCAAGGGCGGGUGUAUCCUGGCUGGCUACCUGAAGAUUCUUCCGUUCUUCCUCAUGAUUCUGCCGGGCAUGAUCAGCAGAGCCCUCUAUCCAGAUGAGGUAGGCUGUGUGGACCCCGAUGAGUGCCUGAGACAUUGUCAGAAUGCUGCCGGCUGUUCUAACGUGGCUUACCCGAAACUGGUGGUGCGAAUUAUGCCUACAGGUCUGCGAGGCCUGAUGUUAGCGGUGAUGCUGGCGGCCCUGAUGAGUUCUCUCACCUCCAUCUUCAACUCCUCCUCAACCAUCUUCACCAUGGACAUCUGGAGGAAGUUCCGCACGCAGUCCACGGAGAGGGAACUCAUGAUCGUUGGCAGGUUAUUUGUGGUGCUGCUGGUUGUGAUAAGUAUAGUCUGGAUCCCGAUCGUUCAGGCCGCUCAAGGAGGGCAGAUCUUCAGCUACAUCCAGGCCGUCACAGGCUACCUGUCCCCGCCCAUCUGCGCAAGCUUCAUCCUCGGCAUCUUCUGGAAGAGGAUGACGGAGCCGGGUGCAUUCUGGGGCUUGAUGUCAGGCCUGGUGGUUGGUUUGAUCCGGUUGGUGAUGGACUUCGCCUACGGGUCACCAGGGUGCGGGGAGCCUGAGUUCCGGCCGGCCGUCCUGUGGAGGGUCCACUUCCUGUACUUCGCCAUGAUCUUGUUCGCCGUCAGCGCCAUCGUCAUGGUCGUGGUCAGUCUCUGUACACCACCCAUCGACGACAAACAUCUUGUACGCCUGACCUGGGCGACACGCCACAACUUUGAGGAGAGAUAUGACCUGAGCGAACCGCCGGAAACAGUCGAGAUGAUAGAUCUGGGUGGAGAAGGAGAAACUGCUGACACGGAGAUGAACGACAUCAAAGUCAAAGCUGGUAAGUCGACAGUUGAAGUUCCUUCCCCGUGGAAGCGAUGUUUUGAUUGGAUGUGCGGCAUCAGCCAAAAUGGCCAAUCAGCUGUACCGGAACCGGAUAUCAGCAUCUCGAUUGACGAGAAGCCUCGUUCUCGUCUGAUCAUCAACAUCAAUGCCGUCAUCAUGAUGUGUGUUGGAGUGUUCCUCUGGGCCUUCUAUGCGUGAAGAUAACGAUCUCGGGAUGUUCUAUAUAUGAUUGGUUUGCAUGCUUUACAGAAACUAUAUCACGAAUCUGCGUGAAAUGCCUCUACAUGACCUCUUCGUUGUACGUGACGUAGAAAAGUAUGGGUGUCCAUUAUGUAUCUGAGUAAUUAAUACAUGUAUGACUCAUGUAUAUGUAAUUUUAAGGUGCUUUAU